Molecule: messenger RNA, 207 nt
Organism: Dibothriocephalus latus
Lineage: Eukaryota; Metazoa; Platyhelminthes; Cestoda; Diphyllobothriidea; Diphyllobothriidae
Source: the annotation of a GenBank genome assembly
GCCGUUACCGUCCUUCGCGGCAAUACCUUCCAGCUCCUGCACACGGCCCUCCUCAGUCCCGCCCUGGGUCCUAUCCUCAGCCGCGCAGAGUAUACUGAGGCGCUGAAGGGUGCCUGCUUAUUGGUCAGUAAUGCAGCCAAUUAUCAAGCUCGAGAACUGGAUGUCAGCCACAAGGAUCGAUUAAGUCAGCCGCCGCUACAGGUGUAA